CAUCAAUCGGCCUACGGCCGAAUGGCGGCAGUGCUGAUAUUCAGUACAACAGCACUCCCUCUCGUGUGAUAUUGCUUAAAUCCAGAGACCUCUGCACAUGGCAACGGUUGCUAACAACGGACCAGCAGCGAGUCAAACAGAGAGGUAACGACACAGUGAGCGACACACUGGAGUUCCAGCACGUCCGUCCUUAUGCAACUAUGCGGCGAGGACGAUCAGCCAGGAGCUCCCACUCAGAUAACAGCGAUAUGGAUAUCGAUGGCAUUGCGGAAACAGAGAUGGGUAAACUGCAGAGACAGUUCAGGAUCAUGGAUGGAGACCGGCAGGCCUACACUAUUCAAUCUCAGGAGCUCAUACGAAAACAACGGCAGGAGUUGGAGAAGCUGAAGAAGGAGCAGGAGGAGCUCCAGCGUAGCCUCAGGGUGUCUGAGAACGUGUCGCGCAGACAGCAAGACAGUGGGAAGCUCCGCUCCCUGCUGGAGCACAGGGACCUGCUGAAGGAGGAGCUGGAGCAGGAGAAUGAGAUUCAGAGAGAGCUACAGAGAGAGAUUUCCGGCUAUGAGAAGAAGCUUUCGGAGGUUCAGUCAGGCGUGCUCACCGCUGGUGACGCACAGAGAUCCCAGUUGCGGCAGGCCCAGAAAGCCAUACGCACUCUGGAGAACAAAUUGGACAGAGCCCUAGUUCACUUUAAUGAGCAGCUGACCAAAAACAGCCACCUGAGAGAGGACCUUGAGACCCUACGUGUUGAGCGCGCUCGCUACCAUCAAAUCCACCAUAGGCUAACCCAGGAGCGGCAGGGUAUUCGCAAGGAGAUCGGGGAAAUGAUCCACCUGUCUACUAGUGCAUACGACGUCAGACUUGAGGCCCAAACCAAGAUGAGCAUGAUGAGAGAGAAGGCGGUGAAGGACCUGGCCCAGUACAACACUGAGAUGAAGGAACUGGAGAGAGUGAUCGCCCACGAGCAGCGCCUCAAGGAGUUCAUGACGGCCAAGUGCAGCGAGAGGAGUGCCCAGGACGAGGGCCAGGAGAUGGGCCGCAGGCAAUUUUCAGAGAUGAGGGAUCAGCGGAGGACGGACUCAGGGGAGCAGUCGGUGGACAUGCUGCAGAAAGUGUUUGAGAGGAUUCAGGCCGUAACCGGGGAAGAUAACCUGGACAUGCUGGUGACCAGGUUUGUCCAGGUUGAAGACCGCAACUUUGCGCUCUUUAAUUUUGUGAAUGAGCAAAACAAUGAAGCCGAGGCCCUCAGGGAACAAAUCCACCAGAUCCGGGGUGAAAUGGAGCAGUUCCAAGUGGAGGGUGUACAAAAGGAGCAGGAGCGCCACGCUUUGCUGAAAGAAGGGGAUCAACAGCAGAGAGAAACAGAGGGCAAGGCUGGAGAGUAUGAACAGCAAGCUAACGCUGUUAGCAAAAUCCUUGACCAGAUUAAAACAGGGGUGAACCGUAUCUUCUCCAAAAUGGACAGUGACCGUUCAGCCAUAGACGACUUGCUGGGCUCCACAGCGGGCAUCAAUGAAAACAACAUCAUGACCUACCUGGGUCUUGUCGAGCAGAAGACCAAUGAGCUGGUGGCCAUGCAGGCCUUCCUCCGCUCCAAGGAUACCGAUAAGGACUACAACCCUAAGGACCUGGCCACCUUUAUAUUGGGUCAGAAUCCAGACAUGCUCAGGCAGAGUAACGCCAUCCAAACAACAAUUACUGGAGAUGACCACGAGGCAGAGGAGUCCCACCUCACGGAUGAGGAAGAAAGGCCUCUUUCUCAGGGAGAGCUUCGCCAGAGAAUAAUGAAAGGGGUGAUGAGGAAGGAAGGCUCGCAGCAGCAGGGAGCACAGAGAGGCCAGAGGAGCGGAGCCAAACCCGAUAGUGGACCACUCUCCCUGGAGGCCCUCACCUUGUAAAACCUGGAACCCGGGAGUUCUCCUCAGGCAGCAGCCAGGUCCCCACGUUUCUUUCCCUCCCCCACCCUAUUCCCUUGUGGGCUGUGUCUCUCUGUGUGUGUGUGUGUGUGUGUGUGUGUGUGUGUGUGUGUGUGUGUGUGUGUGUGUGUGUGUGUGUGUGUGUGUGUGUGUGUGUGUGUGUGUGUGUGUGUGUGUGUGUGUCCCUCAUCUCAGCUGUGGUUGCUGUGCAGAUGGCGCUUUGUUGGUGCUUUACAAUGGGACUAAGGUCAGUGCGCCUCCAACCAUCAGCACACUGCAGGUUCUCCACUCCAGCUGUCCUGAUGCUUGACGUGGACCCCCAUCCACAACCUCUCCCUGCUCCACACCGGCCCCACCGCCACCACUCCAUCUUUGUGCAGAGCAGAUGAGGAGAGGGUCUUUAAAACACAGAAUAGGCCACACGCUUGCUGACGACGCGAUUGGUCGGACCGUUUUGCAUCUCUCAUAGGGACACGGACGUCUUCUUCUUCAAGGCUUCGAGUGCAUUUGUAUAUAUUAAUUUGACGUAUGUCAUUGUUCAACACAUUUUGUGGUGAUAUCUCUAAUCCAACGCACAAGCCAGAACCUCAGACCAGCUGGGGAAAUGCAAAUCCACCAUCUGCCGUGUGAUCCCAUAUCAACCCUUGUCCAUAAUUAGUCAUAAGAGCUAAUGUCAUGUUUGCUCUGCACUCAUCGGAUUAUCGGGAUGCUCUGUAACCAGGAGAGUACACAAAUGGUUUAUUUAAACUAAUUCAGAAGGAUCUAAACCACAGCUUAAAUGACAACUAUGAGCAGUCACAACGAUAUGUAUGCUAUAAUAUAGACUUUCUCAGUUCCUCUCCGACUAUUACCUUCAGCCGAAAGUGAUCAACUGCUCUCAACCUAAUUAAAUAUUUUCAAAUCAAAGUUCAUUGCUGUCAGGUCUUGUAAACCAAAUGUGAUUUCUAACGGACGAAUAAAAGUAAUGUGACAAUCAAA
Molecule: messenger RNA, 2891 nt
Organism: Gadus macrocephalus (Pacific cod)
Lineage: Eukaryota; Metazoa; Chordata; Actinopteri; Gadiformes; Gadidae
Gene: odad1
Product: outer dynein arm docking complex subunit 1
Exons: 16
Coding region: 201-1895 (564 amino acids)
Biological process (GO): cilium movement; outer dynein arm assembly
Cellular component (GO): axoneme
Source: RefSeq, a predicted model, not a curated record